AUGAACCCCGGGGUCGUCGCCUCCACUCGCCGCGCGACGCGCAUCCCAAACUGGGUCUGGGCACUGGGCUUUGGCAGCAUCUCAGUUGGCACCUAUUGGUACGUGGUGCAGAAGGCGCUGGAGGACGAAUCUGCGCGGCAGGCAGCGGCAGGGCAGCGCAAGUAA
Monoraphidium neglectum is the source of this 165-nucleotide messenger RNA. RefSeq lists its product as hypothetical. NCBI's taxonomy places the organism in Eukaryota, Viridiplantae, Chlorophyta, Chlorophyceae, Sphaeropleales, Selenastraceae. The record is from RefSeq and is a predicted model, not a curated record. Bases 1 to 165 code for a protein of 54 amino acids. The transcript is spliced from 2 exons.